This is a messenger RNA of Acanthoscelides obtectus, 1005 nucleotides long. Lineage: Eukaryota; Metazoa; Arthropoda; Insecta; Coleoptera; Chrysomelidae. The record is from the annotation of a GenBank genome assembly.
AUGAUGCAAGAUGAAUUGGUAAACAAGGACGCAUUUUAUGCAAUGCUGAAUACCACAUAUGACAACUGCAUCAAAAAGGCUUGGUAUUGGAACAGAAUACAGGAAACUAUCGACAUAGUAAAUAGUUACAAAGCUAAAAGACUUGAAAACAGGACGAAUGAAAUAGUGAGCAAAGAAAGAUAUUACGCAGGGAAAUACGAUGUUCUCAAGAUAUCUGGACAGCAAAGACUAGUAAUAAAACCCACAGAAGGUUGCAAGGACGUCAUUUGCGUUGCUGCAGUUGAAGAGUUUUUCGACAUCAUUGACGAACAACACAAAUUGACCAAUCACGGAAAGAGAGACAAGCUUAAAAGUUUGUUGAAAAAGAAAUACAAUAUUCCAAGGACAGCCAUAGAGACAUAUUUAGAGUUGUGUAAGGGUUGUGUUUUCAGGAGACCACCUAGACGUGUAACACCGUAACGUCGUAUUAAUGCAAUACUUAUGUUCGAUGUGCAACAAUUGCUUUUUGACAGAUUUAUUCUGACUGGAGAUGUUAAUAAAUAUAAAAGAGAUUUUGCAUAGUGAUAAAUGCUGUGUGUUGCAGGUUUUUUACAUUAAAAUUAAUCGAACUACUGCAGAGAUAACAAUUUUGUUCAUACAAUAAGAGAGAACCUACAAAAAAGUGGUACCUAUUAUGUCCGCAUUUUCUGAAAACAUUGGCUAAAUUACUUUUAAUACCACAUUCACAUAUUGGGCAAUCAUAGGCCAACACCAAUGUGUGAAUGCUAAACCAAUGCGCAUUGGCCGGGGCUGUCCAACGUUGGCGCUAAAUGAGAGUAUAUUGUGCCUUGGCUCCAAUGUGUACGAGUAAGUGCGCCAUAAAAAUAUUCUUCAAGGAGUUUUUGUAGUUUUUUACCAAUGUAAUUUUUAUGUUCCAUUCACAUAUUGGGCCAUAAUAGGCCAGCAGCAAAGUGUGAAUGCUAAAUUAAUUCACAUCGGCCGGGGUAGCAUAUAUAUAUAUAUAUA